AUGAGUACUGAAUAUUGGAGAAAAGAUGGCGAUUAUUCGUCUUCAUACUCUCAUAUCAAGCAAGAACCACAAGAAUAUCCUCAAGAAUCCUCAGCGUUAGCUUCAGAAUUAGCUAGCAAUUUUUUGUCAAAGAUGGAAUCCACUUAUAUUAAACAAGAACAUGAAAAGAUGGAAUCCCCUUAUAUUAAACAAGAACACGAAACAACUCCUGAUAAGGAACGUAGCCGUGAUAAAAAUCGUCGUGAUAGAGAACGUGAAGAAAAAGAUGAAAGAGAACGUUAUGAAGGCAUGACUGCUGAACAAGUUAAAGCUACUGGUCAUUUUCCACUUCCUGGUCAGCCUGCUACCACUAGACCUACCGCUAUUCCUACUUCACCAAUUAUACCUGGUAUGGAUCCUUCUAGAGCUGCUGCUAUGCUGAUGGGAAUGACUCAUGAACUCCCCCCUCGACCGAAAGUAAGUCAGGGUGCUGCUGGUCCUGUCGCACAGACUGCAUCUCUUGCAAGGCAAGCUAGACGUCUUUAUGUUGGAAAUAUUCCUUAUGGUAUUGAUGAGAAUGGUCUAUCAGAGUUCUUUAAUUCAACAAUGGUACAAUUGAAUAUCACUACUGCACCAGGUCAACCAGUUAUAGCUGUUCAAAUUAACCAUGACAAAAAUUAUGCAUUUGUAGAAUUUCGUGCCCCCGAAGAGGCCACCGCAGCAAUGGCUUUUGAUGGAAUUACAUUUCAAGGUCAGUCUUUAAAGAUUCGACGUCCAAAAGAUUAUCAACCACCUCCUGGACAAAAUCUCGAACCUCCUCCAAUUCAUGUUCCUGGUGUCGUUUCAACUAAUGUACCUGAUAGUCCAAAUAAAAUAUUCAUUGGUGGUCUGCCUACAUAUUUGAAUGAUGAACAAGUUAUGGAACUGUUGAAAUCUUUUGGUGAACUCAGAGCUUUUAAUUUAGUCAAAGAUAGUUUAACAGGUGUAUCCAAGGGAUUUGCAUUUUGUGAAUACGUUGAUCCAAGUGUAACUGAUUUGGCUUGUCAAGGAUUAAAUAAUAUGGAAUUGGGUGAUCGUAAGCUUGUCGUUCAGCGUGCGAGUGUUGGUUCUGCAAAAAAUACAGGUGUAGCAAGUGUCCUACCCUCUUCUGUGCUUAUUCCUUCUGGUAAUGGUGAAAUGAUUCCCACAACUGUUCUUCAACUACUUAAUAUGGUCACACCUGAAGAAUUAGUAGACGAUGAUGAAUAUGAAGACAUUGUUGAUGAUGUUCGUGAAGAAUGCUCUAAAUUCGGUCGUGUUAUUGAUAUGAAGAUUCCCAGACCUGGUAGUGGAUCAUUAUCGGGGAUCGGCAAGAUUUUCGUACGUUUUGAGUCUAUAGAGGCGGCAGGUGCAGCGCUUCGAGCGCUUGCUGGUCGAAAAUUUGCAGAACGCACUGUUUUGACAUCAUAUAUAGAUGAGGAUAUGUAUUAUGCAGAAGACUUUUAA
This is a messenger RNA of Cetraspora pellucida, 1464 nucleotides long. NCBI's taxonomy places the organism in Eukaryota, Fungi, Glomeromycota, Glomeromycetes, Diversisporales, Gigasporaceae. The record is from the annotation of a GenBank genome assembly.